AUCAGUACUAGUUCAGAUUAAUUUUAGGAUUGUACAAUUAGUUUGAUAGUUAAAAGAGAAUAGAAAUGACAAUUUCAUCGGAUUCUCGACUAGUCGUGUCAUUCGGGGAAAUGCUUAUAGAUUUUGUUCCGGAAAUUGCCGGUGUUUCUCUAGCAGAUACAAGGACUUUCGUCAAGGCUGCUGGUGGUGCUCCUGCUAAUGUUGCUUGUGCCAUUGCUAGACUUGAUGGUACCUCCGCUUUCGUGGGCAAGGUAGGAAACGAUGAGUUCGGUAAGAUGCUUGUCGAUAUAUUGAAAAAGAAUGGCGUAAAUAGUGACGGAGUGUGUUUUGACGAUGACGCCAGAACGGGUUUGGCGUUUGUAACAUUAACAAAGGGUGGUGAAAGGGAGUUCAUGUUUUACAGAAACCCAAGUGCAGAUAUGAUGUUUAGAGAAUCUGAACUAAACAUCAGACUGAUAAAGCAAGCCAAGAUCUUUCAUUAUGGUUCCAUAAGUUUGAUAUCAGAGCCAUGUCGUUCCACUCAUUUGGCUGCCAUGAAAAUAGCUAAACAAGCCGGUGCACUACUCUCAUACGAUCCAAAUCUUCGGUUGCCACUAUGGCCGUCAGCCGAGAAUGCUAAAGAAGCCAUUAUGAGCAUUUGGAAAGAAGCUGAUAUUAUCAAGGUUAGCGACAACGAAGUCGAGUUUCUUAUGGAAAACGGAGAUCCAUUAAACGAAGAUGAUAUUCUUAAAACAUUCUGGUUUGAUGGCUUGAAAUUGCUGGUUGUCACCUACGGAAAGGACGGUGUUACAUACUACACCAAGAAAUUCAAAGGAGGCAAAGUGAAAGGCUAUUCACUUAAGAAAGUUGAUACAACAGGCGCUGGUGAUGCAUUCAUGGGGGCACUUCUUCACUCAAUCGCCCAAGACCCUUCUCUCAUUGAGGACGAAGAAAAACUAAGGAAAAUGCUUACGUUAGCUAGUGCAUGCGGAGCAUUGUCAACAACACAGAAAGGAGCAAUUCCUUCUCUUCCGAAGAUGUCGACGGCUCUUGAAUUCAUUGCAAACGAUGGCAUUAUGAAGGAGCCAUUGUUAACUCGUUUAUUUAAUUACUGUCGAAUGCUUUUGGAUGGCUCAAGGCUUGCAAAGAAAUAUAGCUAGUAAUCUCGCUAGUAUCAUACUAGCUAUCAUUCGCUGUAUUUCAAGUAUUGAACUAAAUAAAUAUUUUCUUAUUUUAUUUAA
Papaver somniferum (opium poppy) is the source of this 1220-nucleotide messenger RNA. RefSeq names its product probable fructokinase-5. Gene Ontology annotation, biological process: fructose metabolic process. Lineage: Eukaryota; Viridiplantae; Streptophyta; Magnoliopsida; Ranunculales; Papaveraceae. Gene Ontology annotation, cellular component: cytosol. The record is from RefSeq and is a predicted model, not a curated record. The transcript is spliced from 5 exons. Gene Ontology annotation, molecular function: fructokinase activity. The coding region runs from base 66 to 1139 and encodes 357 amino acids.